CGGUGAGGAAAAAUCUUAGGGUUUAGGGGUGAGAUCCCAAAUCUUCCCGUCAACAAAAACAACAACACCCAAAUCAGCUAGAAGCUCCGCCGCUCCGCCGCUCAGCCAAAUCCCCCACCAUGCACCGCCCUCGUGGACCGCACCGGCCAUGGUCGGACGGCCUCCCACCCGAGCUCCUCCGCGUCAUCCUCCUCAACCUGACCUGCCUAGCCGACCGUGUCUACUUUUCUGCUGUCUGCCGACCGUGGCGCUCCGCCGCGAGUGGACCGGACGCCCCGCCGCGCCAGCUCCCUUGGCUCCUCCUCCCGUCCCCCGCCGCGCCCUCCUUUUUCAGCCUCCACUCCGGCGCCACUCGCCGCCUAUACCUCCCGGAGAAGGUCCGCGGCGCGCGCCUAUGCGGCUCCCACGAUGGCGGCUGGGUCGCCCUCGCGUUCGACCGGUGGAGAGGGUAUGCGGCCGUGAACCUCCUGUCCGGCGCGAGGGUUCUGCUCCCUGACAGGCUCAGGACCAACCUUCCCAACUUGCACGGGAACGGCGACUGCGAGCACCCCAUGUUCAUUCAUACCAUCAUCUUCUCGGAGGCGCCCUCGACAAAGGGCUGCCUUGCUGCUGCACAUGUCUCCAGCGCCUUCAACAUCGCGUUCUGGCGGCCCGGGAUGGACGGGCACUGGGUUGCGUACCAGCAUGCUGUGGAUGUGAUCCAGGACAUGAUCUAUUUCAAGAGCAAGCUGAAGGAAGGUUUCCAUAUCCUGUCAAACACAGAGGAUGUUGUUGUGUACACACCCAACGGCGGCCCAAGCGCCCCUCUGGUGAUGUCUCGGAGCUCCUACCAGGUCCAGAAGCGCCCUGAUUACAAGUCUGACGAUCUCAACUUGUCCCGCUAUCUGGUGGAGUCCCGUGGAAAACUGCUGAUGGUUCUGCGGCAACUCAAGGAGUGUCGGGAUCCCAAGGGGAGUCCCACGUUUAGGUUCAGAAUCUUCGAGAUGAACCAUGGGAUUGCUCCCGGCGGGGGUUCUGUAGUUUCCUGGGUGGAGCUCCACACUCUUCCUGGUCGGUUGCUCUUACUUGGCCGAGGCUGCUCCAGGGCAUUUGAGGUGUCUCAGUUCAACAGGCUCGAAGUGGGUCACAUCUAUUAUUCGGACGAUACUAGAUUCAACAUAUCAUUGGCACUAAAGAGUGGCAGUAUGCAUUCCAGUACUGAUAUGGGCGUGGAUGUUCAGAAAAAACUCAAUCGCAGGAAGCGCACUUGGCGCUUUCCGCGACAAUUUACUUCAGAGUGCUAUCCAAUCUGGUUUGCACCCUGAAUCGGUAUAGGGUUUUGGAGAAUUUGGCUGGGUCUGGCUAGGCACUUUCUGCAGUUAUGCUAAAGGAUGCUAGGCACUGUAUUUCAGAAAUAAGAAAUUUUAUUCCAGUGAAGAAAUAUCAAUCAAUUAUGUUUUGUGUCA
Molecule: messenger RNA, 1445 nt
Organism: Lolium perenne
Lineage: Eukaryota; Viridiplantae; Streptophyta; Magnoliopsida; Poales; Poaceae
Molecular function (GO): protein binding
Source: RefSeq, a predicted model, not a curated record